This is a messenger RNA of Penicillium taxi, 348 nucleotides long. RefSeq names its product SNAP receptor SNC2. NCBI's taxonomy places the organism in Eukaryota, Fungi, Ascomycota, Eurotiomycetes, Eurotiales, Aspergillaceae. The record is from RefSeq and is a predicted model, not a curated record. Gene Ontology annotation, molecular function: SNAP receptor activity; syntaxin binding. Bases 1 to 348 code for a protein of 115 amino acids. The transcript is spliced from 3 exons. Gene Ontology annotation, cellular component: plasma membrane; SNARE complex. Gene Ontology annotation, biological process: vesicle-mediated transport; vesicle fusion.
AUGACUUCCGAACACCCUUAUGACCCUUAUAUUCCCGCUGGAGGCGCUGGUGCCUCUGCGCCGAAUGGUAACCAGCGAACCGCCGCUUUGCAAGCUCAAAUUGAUGACACUGUUGGUGUGAUGCGCGAAAACAUCAAUAAGGUUUCUCAACGUGGUGAGCGCCUCGACUCUUUGCAGGACAAGACGGACAACCUGGCAGUAUCAGCCCAGGGUUUCCGUCGAGGUGCCAAUCGCGUGCGCAAGCAAAUGUGGUGGAAGGAUAUGAAGAUGCGUGCUUGUUUGAUCGUUGUGGUCAUUAUUCUGCUAGUGGUCAUUAUCGUGCCUACUGCUGUUCAUUUCUCCAAGUAA